UUCUUUCAACCAUGUUUUUUGGUACUUUUAAAUUUGGUGGAACUCUUCAGUGGAAAUUAGGUUGUAAAAGAAAACAAAACCGACCCAGCCACUGCACGUUGGGGGCCUUGCAUUUUGACCCAGCCCACAGAACGACUUGGAAGAAUCUCUGCAGACCUCCAGAGAUCCUUGCAUUCUAUAUGAAGGACCAUAGAUCUGAAAACUCCGUCUUAAUUUCAAUAUUCUUCUUUUCGUCUGGAAUUAUCCUCAUUGACUAUAGAGAGCGGUUACUGAUGAAUCCCGGGACAGGCUCCGUCUAGUGAAAGGAUUUUCAGGAUGGACGUCACGCGCCUGCUCCUGGCCACUCUAGUGGGUUUCCUGUGCCUCCUUGCUGUCUACAGCCACCUGGUACCCGAGGAGACGUUCAGAGAUGACAAGAGUCUGAGGAGCAACUCUUCCACGAAUUGCAAGGAUUUCUCUUCUGUUUCUAUUGUGGCACUGAAGAAGAAAUCCAAGAAGAUCAGCAUACAGGAAGCCGAGAAGCAAAAGAGACUGGAAGCUGAGAAGCGGAAGGGAUCAUCUAAGAAAAAGGCUUCGAUUAAGAAGGUGGCGCGGCCCCCGCCACCCACGCCCUGCGUGGCCACCCGAGACAGCUGCAAGCCGCCUGCGCCCGCCUGCUGCGACCCGUGCGCCUCCUGCCAGUGCCGCUUCUUCCGCAGCGUCUGCUCCUGCCGCGUACUCAACCCCAACUGCUGAAGCCGCUUACUCGCUGCGCGCGCAGCUUCCGGGAUGGGUGCCUGGGCGGGGCUUCAGGGUCAGGGGCGCUUCUAGGCUGGGGGAGGGGUCUCUGGUGGGUGGGACUUCGCGAGUGGGCGUGGCCUGUGGUGGUGGGUGGUGGGUGCUUUCCGAGGACAGGUGUUGGGGGAAGCCUAAUGGAGCCUAAAAUCAAAAUACAGAAUCUUUAGGCUGCUGGGAAA
Molecule: messenger RNA, 956 nt
Organism: Peromyscus leucopus (white-footed mouse)
Lineage: Eukaryota; Metazoa; Chordata; Mammalia; Rodentia; Cricetidae
Gene: Asip
Product: agouti signaling protein
Exons: 4
Coding region: 316-735 (139 amino acids)
Biological process (GO): melanosome organization; hormone-mediated signaling pathway; positive regulation of melanin biosynthetic process
Cellular component (GO): extracellular region
Molecular function (GO): melanocortin receptor binding; neuropeptide hormone activity
Source: RefSeq, a predicted model, not a curated record